AUGGACACGGAUCACUUACACCUUGAAGUUGCUAAAACAAAAUGGAAAAGUCUAAGGGACAAUUUUAGGGCAGAACUAAAGAAAAGUAUUAAAGGGAAAUCUGAGAACGAUGGCGAGAGUCCGAUUGUCUCCAACUGGGUGUGGUUUCAAAAAUUGCUUUUUCUAAAGGAUCAAAUGCUUUCAAGAAAAAUGAGUCUUCAAAGGUCUACUGUCACUCCCGGUUCAGCCUACGUACUGACAAUGAAUGAAGGUUUGCAAGAAGAUGACACUUACGACGAUAGCAAUAGCGUAUAUCCUAUUAAAACUGAGAUUGAUAUUGACAAUUCGGAAAUAGAAGACCAAUCUUCAUAUACAGAUCAAGAAACACCAACCAUAUCAAGCAGUAUGUAUGGUACGAAAAGGAAAAGAGAUGAAGAUGGGAUUGAAUCUGAAUUAUUGAACUUAGAAAGAAAGAAAAUCCAACUUAUCCAAACACAACUAGCUCACUCUUACGAUAAUCAAAAGUUGAAACCUGAAGAUGAUUUACAUCACUUUUUAUUAAGUCUUUAUAAACCUUUAAGUGAUCUACCAAAUCAUCUUGAAGUUGCUAAAACAAAAUGGAAAAAUCUAAGGGACAAUUUUAGGGCAGAACUAAAGAAAAGUAUUAAAGGAAAAUCUGAGAAUGAUGGCGAGACUCCGCUUGUUUCCAACUGGGUGUGGUUUCAAAAAUUGCUUUUUCUAAAGGAUCAAAUGCUUUCAAGAAAAAUGAGUCUUCAAAGGUCUACUGUUACUUCCGGUUCAGCCUACGUACUGACAAUGGAUGAAGGUUUGCAAGAAGAUGACACCUACGACGAUAGCAAUAGCGUAGAUCCUAUUAAAACUGAGAUUGACUUUGGCAAUUCGGAAAUAGAAGACCAAUCUUCAUAUACAGAUCAUGAAACACCAACCAUAUCAAACAGCAUGUAUGGUACGAAAAGGAAAAGAGAUGAAGAUGGGAUUGAAUCUGAAUUAUUGAACUUAGAAAGAAAGAAAAUCCAACUUAUCCAAACACAACUAGCUCACUCUUACGAUAAUCAAAAGUUGAAACCUGAAGAUGAUUUACAUCACUUUUUAUUAAGUCUUUAUAAACCUUUAAGUGAUCUACCAAAUCAUCGUCAGAUGUAUCUUCGCAUUAAAAUACAAGAAUUGAUAUAUAACGAAAUGAUCGAUGCAGAUCAAUCCAGAGAGCAAAUUAACGCAACGACGAGUUAACAAAAGUAUAUAUGUAUUUCAAUCAGUAAAUAAUAAAUAGACGGCCGGAGUGUGACGUCACGGCCAACUGCGGCUAUAUUCAGUGUUUAUUACUUUCCAAAUAAAGGUUGUAAACACGUUGAAAAGAUAGAGUUUACCGAAUCUCAAGACUUUUAAUUAGUGUAAAGUUAAAAUUUUGCUUCCUGUGCUAUUUUUUAUGUUUAAUUACUUAUAGAGUUUUUUUUUAAUUUCACUAUCUUAAUUCGGUCUCCUAAACCUUACUUCACUCAUACAUACAUUUUAUUGCUAUUUAUAUAAAAUAUAAUGCUUUAUUAUUUACACAACCUUGUAAAAUUGUUAUAGUAACUACAACAAUACUUACAUAUUGCAAAAAACGGAAAUAUUAUUUGUAAAAACUAAAAAAACAAUAAAAAAAUACAAAUUUGCCACACUAAACAACGUUUAUUUGGAAAGGUUUGGAAAAAUCUGACAUAUAUGUCAAUAAAAAUUGACACUUCUACGCCAUCACUCCGGCCGUCUAUUUGCUACGAAGCAUUAUAAUUUAGUUUUUCAAUAUGGUCCAGGUUGUAAUGCCGCUCUCGCAGGCGUAUUUCCGUUUGCGUGUUCAUUUAACGACAGCGCGGUUUUGAAAUAGACAUGGCAACGGCAACACAUAUUUGGUUCCUAACAAGUGUUGCUUUGAAAGAGGUUUGUACCGAACUGCGAACUACGCACGGGUUUGUACUGAAACAUGCGGCGUUCGAAUGCUAUACACCAGUGCAGAGUACUACGUCUCUAUUCGUUUCAGGUGUUGUUUAGAUAUUAUAUUAAUUUGCAUUUCUACAAAAAUCAUUUUCAAAUAAAUAUAUUUGUGUUUUCUACUACAAACUUUUUAUUAUUUACAAAUGGAUUCUUUACUACAAAUACUUCCUAUAUACAAAUUUUAUGCAAAAUGGCAUAUUUAACCCAAAAAAUAUUAUUCGUUGGAUCUAUGGAAAUAAAACAUAAUUUCGCAACACCAAAGGUUCCUUCUUUUUAUUUAUAAAUUAGUUUAUAAAUUUUCUACUUUAAAAAUAUUCGAAAAAUUAAAGUAGUACCGAAAUGUUAUCUUUAAAAAACCAUUAUGGUACGUAUACAUUUUUUGAAACGGACAAUAAUACUUUAAUGUUCUAUUAAAAGCAUAAUUUAAUUUUAGCUGAACAAUUUGUGAUUAACUAGGAGCUAUUAAAUAGGAGCUAUUUGUGGUAAACAGUUGAAAUCUUUGAUAUUACGAAAUUAUGUUUUGUUUUCACAGAUCCAAGGAAUGAAAAUGUUUUGGUUAAAUAUGUCACUAUGCUUGCAUAAAAUUGGUAUAUUAUAGAAAGUAUUGGUAGUAGCAAGCAAGCAAGCAAUUUGAUUCAACCCGACCUGUGGGAGAUGUCCACCCUAUCGAGAAAGUACAUUCGGGUGUAACAAUUCAUUGGGGCGAGGUGUUUUGACCCGAGUAAAAACAGGGAUCAUCCCACCUCGCUCCAAUGCCCCAGGCCAUCCCUUUCCCCCCAUAGCACACUGAUGCGCGAUGGGGGCACAACUAUCGUAGCCAAAUGCUCUUCACAAUGGAAUCCUGGGUAAUAAGAUUCCAAUGUGGUGCCCUAAUCGAAUUACAAAACUAGGCCAGCGUGAAGCGCUCUAUGCCUUUAUCUUCUAGUUACUUAUCCGCGGUACUAAAAUUGCUUGCUUGGGCCUUAAGUCACUGUACCAAGCCCCACUGAGCUCGGUCCAAUGGCUUGGUGCUCAAGAAUUUUAUGAUUUUUGUGUUUUUCAUGUUUUUUUUUUUGGUGGCUUACGCCUUUUUUUUGUUUUUUUUUUGUGUUUUUUGUUGGCUUGCGCCUUUUCCUCUAUUUUCUUACUGGCUGACUUACCUGGUCGUGGUGUUGAACCUACGCUUGGUUUGCUUGUUUCUUCGGCACUAGGUGUUUCGAGCUACGAACUGACUACUACUUUCACUUUUACUUUUUCUUUUACUUUGUCCCUCUUUGUUUGCUUUAUUCGAUUUACUUUAAUCCACUAUUUGCUGUUUAGGACGUUUGUGCUUCCAUCGGUGGAACGCAUCGUACCCUAGCAUCUCUCGCAGUAUGUGACUUGGGUGGUGCGCCAGCUCCGCGAAUUUGACCCUUGCUUUAUCUGUCAUCAUUUCGGUGACUCUCACCUGUUGAAGUUCUCUGAGCAGGAAUCUUUCUGCGACGUAUCUUGGGAUUCUGGCUGCUUCUCUUAAGCUGCUAUUGUGGACCGCUUUUAUCUUCUUUUUGUGGGUGUUGUAUACUUGUCCCCAUGCGAGAGGUGCGUAUGUUAAUACCGGUAAUAUUAUGGUAUUUAUUAGUCUUAACCUCGUUUUUAGUCUUAAUUUACUUUUUCUUCCUGUGAGUCCUCUUAAUGUUGCUCUCGCCAUGUUGGCCUUCUGUACUGUGGCUUCUACGUGUUUUUGGAAGGUUAAUCCUUUGUCCAUGAUGACUCCCAGGUAUUUAGCUUAAUUUUUCCACUCGAUGGGCUUGUUCAGCACCGUCAGCUGUUCUUCUGGCUGUUGUCUUCCUUUCUUAUAUAGUACCGCUUGCGUCUUUUCGGAGUUGAUGGCUAUCUUCCAUUUUAUACACCAUUCCUCGAUGUCUUCUAACGCUGUUUGCGGGUUGGUCACUGC
Messenger RNA from Diabrotica virgifera virgifera (western corn rootworm), 3883 nucleotides. RefSeq lists its product as uncharacterized. The transcript is spliced from 3 exons. Gene Ontology annotation, biological process: regulation of transcription by RNA polymerase II. The record is from RefSeq and is a predicted model, not a curated record. Gene Ontology annotation, molecular function: DNA binding. NCBI's taxonomy places the organism in Eukaryota, Metazoa, Arthropoda, Insecta, Coleoptera, Chrysomelidae. The coding region runs from base 1 to 1230 and encodes 409 amino acids. Gene Ontology annotation, cellular component: transcription regulator complex; nucleus.